Limanda limanda (common dab) is the source of this 1649-nucleotide messenger RNA. Its product is annotated as probable G-protein coupled receptor 34. The transcript has 2 exons. Bases 111 to 1358 code for a protein of 415 amino acids. NCBI's taxonomy places the organism in Eukaryota, Metazoa, Chordata, Actinopteri, Pleuronectiformes, Pleuronectidae. Gene Ontology annotation, molecular function: G protein-coupled purinergic nucleotide receptor activity. Gene Ontology annotation, cellular component: membrane. Gene Ontology annotation, biological process: G protein-coupled receptor signaling pathway. The record is from RefSeq and is a predicted model, not a curated record.
GGAAAACACACACUGGACAUUCACACCCGUUCAAGCUGUGCUGUGUCUCCCAUGGAGCGGAGAUUGCUGAGCCUGACUGAAAACCCUGAAGUAGUCACUCCUCCGCCGCAAUGACGACCUUUUCCCCCGCAUCUUCUUUCCUCUUCACUCUUUCAGCUUCUGCAUCAUCCAACACAUCUCUAUCUACCUCUGCUUCAUCCCUUCCUCUAUCAAUGUCAUCUAUUCCCCAUUCCUUCUCCCCAAACGAAUCUCCUUGUUUACUGGAUGUCAAAGCCCUCCGUUGGACGCUGGUAAUCUUCUACUCCCUCUUCUUCCUCUUUGGGAUUGUGGGUAACCUCUUUGCACUGUGGGUUUUCCUUCGCUUGCACUCGAGCCGCAAUUCUGUGAGAGUAUUCCUCAUCAACUGUGCUGUGGCGGAUCUGGUCCUGCUGGCGUGUCUGCCCUUCAGGGUCUUCUACCAUAUCAAUGGCAACAAGUGGGUUCUGGGAAAUGUGGCCUGCAAGCUGGUGGGAACUCUAUUUUAUAUGAACAUGUACAUAAGUAUCACGUUACUGGGAUUUAUCAGCUUGGACAGAUACUUAAGGCUGAAGAGGAAAGGUAGAGCGCUGAGAGGCAUGUGCGGGAGCAGCCGGUCAUCGAGCUGGGUGGCAUGUGGGGUUCUGUGGGGUCUGUCACUGAUGGCACUGGUGUCCUUGAUUGUCAAGGCAGAGGGCAAAAAGGACAUCGACCAGUGCUUCGAGUACAAGCAGCUACACGAAGCCAAAGGGAAGGCCUACUUCAACGCUGUGCUGGUGGCGCUGUUCUGGCUCGUCUUCAUCAUGCUCGUGGUCUCCUAUGCGAAGAUCGCCUCCCAGUUGCUGAGGGUGUCUAAGGACAGACCGGACUUUGCCAACGCGCGGAAAUACAAAAGCACUGCCAAGAAAUCCUUCUUCGUCCUCUUUCUGUUCACCGUGUGUUUCGGACCCUACCACGCCUUCCGCCCCUUCUACAUCCACUCGCAGCUCAGCACAGAGGUCUCCUGCGACUACAAGCAGCUGAUGGACCACACCAACGAGGUGAUGCUGUUGUUCUCCGCCUUCAAUAGCUGUUUGGAUCCGGUCAUGUACUUUCUGUUAUCUGGCUCGGUUCGCAAAACCGCACUGCAAGCGCUUGGGCAGCGGUUUGGAAACCGCUUUUCCCUCCACGAUGCCACAUCCAACAGCUCGACGACAGAGUUCAGGCGGGCGUCUGUGCCUCUGGUGUUACCAAAACCUGAACCAAACAUCCCCUCCGUCGGACCGAGAGUGAGCAUCUGUGUCAUCAGCUCCACCCUUGACCGCACAGGAUUGACUGUGCUUCCACCUACUGGCCAAAACUGAUCCCUAGUAUAAACGCCUUAUUUUUCUGACAUGGGUUGGACUGGAAAAAAUGGCAUUUAGACUUCACGUGUCAAAUUCAUUGUGUUCUUUCCGUGUUAUCUUCUGUGCUGUAAAUGGAAAGUAUUUAAAUUCUGCUUUAAUGCCUGGGAGACAGACUGACAAUACAGUCUAAUGAGAGACACUGCAGUCAACACUAGGACCAAAGCCUUUCUAGUAAUGCAACAUAUGUUUAUUUUCUAUCACGCAGUUCUUAAUUAUCAUAGUGGAUUAAGUAAACCUGGAGAAUAAUGU